Zingiber officinale is the source of this 816-nucleotide messenger RNA. RefSeq lists its product as uncharacterized. Bases 1 to 816 code for a protein of 271 amino acids. The transcript is spliced from 2 exons. Lineage: Eukaryota; Viridiplantae; Streptophyta; Magnoliopsida; Zingiberales; Zingiberaceae. The record is from RefSeq and is a predicted model, not a curated record. Gene Ontology annotation, molecular function: protein binding.
AUGGAGAAGGACGAAUGGACAGCGGCGGAGUGCCCCGCAUUUGAUUCGAUGGAGGAUCUCCAACUGCCGGAGCCACCGUCCAAUAGCUGCGCGGCCGAGCUGAUUGAUGUACUGGCCGCGCCUUUACCCAGUACCAAGCGGCAGUGUCGCCCUAGCAUUGCUGCCAAACUUGACUCUCGCGAUGACGACGGGCCGGGCACCCUCCCUCCUCUGCUUCCGACUCUGCCCGACGACGGAGUUCUCCUCUCUGUCGACGAUAGCCUCGACUCGCUCGUGCCGGGAGUAAUUAAGGUCUGGCGUGAUCCGAAGCCGUGGCGGGGUGCAAGGCGGGUUCGAUCAAACUGGGUCUUGAAGGCGGAUGAAGGCAUGGAAGACGCAGAUUUCAAAACUGGAGGCGGAGAGGAUGCUGCAAAUGAUGGGUUUACGGAAGGGUCUGAUAGCCCGUCUCGCAGGAGGACCAGGGGAAGGGUUAGGGUUUCGGAUAGUAGGGGCACUGGUCCUGUUGCGGAAGGGGAAGCCCCUUCAGAUAUAGAUGGGGUAGAAUGGAUUGACCCAAACGGGUUUUGCCGUUCUGAAGAGGAUAGCGGAGUGCGGUCAUGGCUCAAGGAACUGGGACUGAGUAGGUAUGCCCCUGUUUUUGAGAUACAUGAGGUGGAUGACGAGGUGCUGCCAUUGCUGACUCUGGACGAUCUGAAAGAUGAGAUCCCCAUCUCUCAGAUCAGCGGGGGCUCCUCGUGGAUGCGUGUGGCUUUCCGGUGGGAGCGGCCAGGAAGUGAGGGCGAGAAGUGGAAGGACUGCCCCCAUCCCCAUUCGUAG